Messenger RNA from Mobula hypostoma (lesser devil ray), 2063 nucleotides. RefSeq names its product complement component 9 (gene c9). Gene Ontology annotation, molecular function: protein binding. Gene Ontology annotation, cellular component: membrane attack complex. Gene Ontology annotation, biological process: complement activation. The transcript is spliced from 12 exons. The coding region runs from base 64 to 1917 and encodes 617 amino acids. Lineage: Eukaryota; Metazoa; Chordata; Chondrichthyes; Myliobatiformes; Myliobatidae. The record is from RefSeq and is a predicted model, not a curated record.
UCUAUUUGCCCAGUUCACAGUGCUGGAACUCAGUGUCACGUUGGCUGCACUGGUCGUGGGGAGAUGGUGAGAAAGUGGAUCUGGGCCACCCUGGUCGUCCACCUCCUGCUGUUGCUUUCAAUAGCAGCUCGGACUCAUACGGACACAGGCAUUAGGUGUCACCGUGCUCAUGAAGCAUCUUGUCCAUGGUUCUUGUUUCGGCCACCCCUGGAAGGAACUCAUCUGAGGACACGGCGUGCUGUCACUGCCCCGGGCAAGAUCUCCUGUGAACUCUCCCCCUGGGGUCCGUGGACACCCUGUCAGCCCUGCAGGGGUAUCAAGUACCGGUCAAGGAGCAUAAUCCAGUUUGGGCAGUUCGGUGGCAGGACGUGUACUGACAUCCUGUCCGAGGAGCGGCCGUGUCCCGUCACGGGCAACUGCGAGGAGGAGCCCGUCAACUGUGGAACUAACGUCCAGUGCCAAGACGGGCACUGUAUCAACAGGAGACUGAAGUGUAACGAUGAUGACGACUGCGGUGACUUCAGUGACGAGGAUGAUUGCGAGGACACCCGCUCACCUUGUAGGAGGCAGGUGGAACCCUUGGAAAUGGCACACAUUGCUGGUUCUGGGGCCAAUAUCCUGGGGAUGGAGCCUUUGAGAAACCCUUUCAACAACAACCUCUACAAUGGGAUAUGCAACACGGUUUACGACGGCAUCGAGAGGGUCCGCGUCCGUAUCCCCUGGAACAUCAACGCAUUCCGCUACCAGACAUACGCCCGGCAGCAGUUCACCACCGAGAUGUACGAAAGCUCUAGCGAAGUCGUCAAGAAGUUCUUCAAGGAGAUCACCAGCAAAUUCAACGCGGGGUUCUCACUGAAAAUAAACACGAAGGUGAACUUCUCAGCUGGGUUGCACAUCAGCGCCAACUUCAGCAAAAGCUUCGAGAAACUGCUGACUCACAAAGAGUUCCAGAAUAAUGAUUACUUCCUGGUCAAAGGCCAAAUGGAGUUGGCACAGUUCACCAUGCGCAGUCAACGCUACAAGCUCGAGCCAGACUUUGUAUUUGAACUGAAGGGACUCCCGACAGAAUAUGACAAGGGUGCAUAUUUUAAAAUUCUGGAAGACUACGGCACGCACUACACCUCAUCGGGGGCCCUCGGCGGUCAAUAUCAACUGGUCUACGUGUUGGAUAAGUCUCAAAUGGCCAGAAAGGAAAUCACAACAGAUAUGUUGAAGAUGUGCCUGGGAUUUGAUGCGCAUUUCAACCUCCAAAAGGACGUCACCAAAAAACAAAACCGUGAAAGUGAUGGAUUCUCAAGCAACAUCAAUGCUGAAACCUGUGCAGUUGUCAGGAAAGAAAUAACAACUAUAGGCCAGGAACUUUCCCUCAUCAAAGAUGUGGUGUCCUUUGUGUAUGGGGGGGAUGUUUCGUUCCUGGCCAAGUUCAAUGCGAUGCUCUCCGAGGGAAAGAAAGUGAUUGAUGCCUCCCUCUUCGUUGACUGGGCCGGUUCGCUCAAGAACUCACCUGUGCUGGUGAAACAGAAGCUGCUGCCCAUCUACAGCCUGGUGCCGCUGACUCUGAGGAACACCGUGGCCAUCCGCCACAACCUGGAGCGAGCCAUCAAUGACUACGAGGCCGAGUUCAGCGUCUGCAAGUGCCAGCCCUGCCGUAACGGUGGCACCGUAGCCCUGCUCAACGGGCAGUGCCUCUGCUUGUGCCCGCACGCCUACCGCGGGGACGCCUGUCACAUCCCCAAGGGCCAACGUUCACGGACCGGUGAGGCGCCCGGGGGACACGGAAAAGGCCGACCGAAUACACGGAUGGUGCCUGGAGCUGCUGGACAUCGUGGUCAGCCUGCGCUGACCGUCAGCGGACACGGACACGGCAGUGUCUGGGCCGGCAGGGAGCGGGAGCUGCAUGUCAGGGCGAGAGCAUGAGCCAGUCCUAUUGCUGAGGCAUUUACAGGACGAGUAGGAAGGAUGAUAGAAUUUACAAAAAUAUAUAUACAACAAUAUGCAAAAGAAGAUGAACUGUGAAAAUAAACAAAUAAUUUUGAGAACAUGAAUUGUAAAGAUUUUUGCUC